AUGAAGGAGAGAGUGCUGCAACGGAGUGUGGAGCUUUCCUGGCAGGAACCAGAGCAUCCCAAUGGAGUCAUCACCGAAUAUGAAAUCAAGUAUUACGAGAAAGAUCAAAGGGAACGGACCUACUCGACAGUAAAAACCAAGUCCACUUCAGCCUCUAUUAAUAAUCUGAAACCAGGAACAGUGUAUGUUUUCCAGAUUCGGGCUUUUACUGCUGCUGGCUAUGGAAAUUACAGUCCCAGACUUGAUGUUGCUACACUAGAGGAAGCUACAGGUAAAAUGUUUGAAGCUACAGCUGUCUCCAGUGAACAGAAUCCCGUUAUUAUAAUAGCUGUGGUUGCUGUGGCAGGGACCAUCAUUUUGGUGUUCAUGGUUUUUGGCUUCAUUAUUGGAAGAAGGCACUGUGGUUAUAGCAAAGCUGACCAAGAAGGGGAUGAAGAACUUUACUUUCAUUUUAAAUUUCCAGGCACCAAAACCUACAUUGACCCUGAAACCUAUGAGGACCCAAAUAGAGCUGUCCAUCAAUUCGCCAAGGAGCUAGAUGCCUCCUGUAUUAAAAUUGAGCGUGUGAUUGGUGCAGGAGAAUUUGGAGAAGUCUGCAGUGGUCGUCUGAAGCUUCCAGGGAAAAGAGAUGUCGCAGUAGCCAUAAAAACCCUCAAAGUUGGUUACACAGAAAAACAGAGGAGAGACUUCUUAUGUGAAGCAAGCAUCAUGGGACAAUUUGACCACCCAAACGUUGUGCAUUUGGAAGGGGUUGUUACAAGAGGAAAACCAGUCAUGAUUGUAAUAGAAUUCAUGGAAAAUGGAGCCCUAGAUGCAUUUCUCAGGAAACAUGAUGGGCAAUUUACAGUCAUUCAGUUAGUAGGAAUGCUGAGAGGAAUUGCUGCUGGAAUGAGAUAUUUGGCCGAUAUGGGAUACGUUCACAGGGACCUUGCAGCUCGCAAUAUUCUUGUCAACAGCAAUCUAGUUUGUAAAGUGUCAGAUUUUGGCCUAUCCCGGGUUAUAGAGGAUGAUCCAGAAGCUGUCUACACAACUACUGUAAGAAAAAGUCUAUUAGGUGGAAAAAUUCCAGUAAGGUGGACUGCACCAGAAGCCAUCCAAUACCGGAAAUUCACGUCAGCCAGUGAUGUAUGGAGCUAUGGAAUAGUCAUGUGGGAAGUUAUGUCUUACGGAGAGAGACCUUACUGGGACAUGUCAAAUCAAGAUGUUAUAAAAGCAAUAGAAGAAGGUUAUCGUUUACCAGCACCCAUGGACUGCCCAGCUGGCCUUCACCAGCUGAUGCUGGAUUGUUGGCAAAAGGAGCGCGCUGAAAGGCCAAAGUUUGAACAGAUAGUUGGAAUUCUAGACAAAAUGAUUCGAAAUCCAAAUAGUCUGAAAACACCCCUGGGAACUUGUAGUAGGCCAAUAAGCCCUCUUCUGGAUCAAAACACUCCUGACUUCACUACCUUUUGUUCAGUUGGAGAAUGGCUGCAAGCUAUUAAGAUGGAAAGAUAUAAAGAUAACUUCACAGCAGCUGGCUACAACUCCCUUGAAUCAGUUGCUAGGAUGACUAUUGAGGAUGUGAUGAGUUUAGGGAUCACACUGGUUGGCCAUCAAAAGAAAAUCAUGGGCAGCAUUCAGACUAUGAGAGCACAAAUGCUACAUUUACAUGGAACUGGCAUCCAAGUGUGAUAAGCAUUUCUCCCUUAUGAGGGAGAUUAUGGACUGCGAGAGAACAGUACUGGCCUUCAGUAUAUGCAUAGAAUGCUGCUAGAAGACAGUUGAUGUCCUGGGUCCUUCCUAGAGUGAAAAGAAGAUUUAAGAAGCACCUAUAGACUUGAACUCCUAAGUGCCACCAGAAUCUAUAAAAAAAGGGAAUUUAGGAUCCACCACUGGUGGCCAGGAAAACAGCAGUGACAAUAAACAAAGUACUACCUGAAAAACAUCCAAACACC
Messenger RNA from Loxodonta africana (African savanna elephant), 1931 nucleotides. Its product is annotated as ephrin type-A receptor 7. The coding region runs from base 1 to 1668 and encodes 555 amino acids. Gene Ontology annotation, cellular component: dendrite; plasma membrane. NCBI's taxonomy places the organism in Eukaryota, Metazoa, Chordata, Mammalia, Proboscidea, Elephantidae. Gene Ontology annotation, molecular function: transmembrane-ephrin receptor activity; protein binding; ATP binding. Gene Ontology annotation, biological process: protein phosphorylation; axon guidance; ephrin receptor signaling pathway. The transcript is spliced from 12 exons. The record is from RefSeq and is a predicted model, not a curated record.